AUGAACACCUCGGCUCUGAUUCUAGCAGUAGCUAUUGCAACGUCAACUUUCGUCGUGGGUAAGGACUGCACAGUGGAUGAUCUCACUGCGAUCUCGAACGUCUAUAGUACCGCCUCGGAUGAAUCUUGUCCCGACAUGACCAAAAUGACUGGAGGUACCGACUAUUGCACGUACGCCGACUGUCUCACGUUCAUGACUGACAUGGUCGAGAAGCUGCCCGAUUGCUCGACUGGCGGCAUUAACGUCAAGGAGAGCGUCCGAGCUGCUUUGACAGUCUGCGAGACUGGAACGGCCGACGUUUCGAAAGUCUUUGCAAACUCCUCGUCGACCGCGACGUCGGGCUCGAACGAUGCAGCGACUUUACCUUCUGCGGGCUCAUUUUCGAGCGACAAGGCUUCGGGCGAUUCAACUGCGUCCGACGCUUCGUCAUUGUCGUUGUCGUCGUUUUCGUUCGCUGUUUCUAGCGCUUCUUUUGCGGUGGUCCUGUUUGCUGGACUAUAG
Messenger RNA from Peronospora matthiolae, 501 nucleotides. The record is from the annotation of a GenBank genome assembly. Lineage: Eukaryota; Oomycota; Peronosporomycetes; Peronosporales; Peronosporaceae.